Caenorhabditis angaria is the source of this 1107-nucleotide messenger RNA. NCBI's taxonomy places the organism in Eukaryota, Metazoa, Nematoda, Chromadorea, Rhabditida, Rhabditidae. The record is from the annotation of a GenBank genome assembly.
AUGAAACUUAUCGUUUUGUUGACCCUCUUCGGUUGCUCUAACGCCUUCCUCUUCAACCUUCUCGGUCUCGGAGGCGGCGGUGGAGGUGGCGCUUGCUGCAACUCAGCUCCAGCUCCAGCGGCUUACGUCGCACCACCACCACCUCCACCAGUUGCCGCUGGUGGAUAUGCCGUUGCUCCACCACUUCCACCCCCACCCCCACCUCCACCAGCCCCAUUCGUCGGAGGAGGAUACGCCGCUGCCCCAGCCAUCGGAGGAUUCGGAGGUUCAUCGAUCGGAGGUGGUGCUUACCACGCUGCCCCAGCCAUCGGAGGAGGUGCUUACCAAGCCGCCCCAGCUGUCGGAAUCUCUACUGUCGGAGUUGCCCCAGGACCAAUCGGAGGUGGAGCUUACCAACAAGGACCAUCAGUCGGAAUUCCAACAGGACCAAUCGGAGGUGGAGCUUACCAACAAGGCCCAUCAGUCGGAGUUCCAUCAGGACCAAUCGGAGGAGGAUACCAAGCCGCCCCAGCUGUCGGAAUCUCUACAGUCGGAGUUGCCCCAGGACCAAUCGGAGGUGGAGCAUACCAACAAGGCCCAUCAGUCGGAAUUGCCGGACCAGCCAUCGGACAAGUCGCCGGAUACCAACAAGGACCAGCCCCAAUCGCUGCCGUCUCUGUUCCAGUUGCCCCAGGACCAAUCGGAGGUGGAGCUUACCAACAAGGUCCAUCAGUCGGAAUUCCAACAGGACCAAUCGGAGGUGGAGCUUACCAACAAGGCCCAUCAGUCGGAAUUCCAACAGGACCAAUCGGAGGUGGAGCAUACCAACAAGGACCAUCAGUCGGAAUUGCCGGACCAGCCAUCGGACAAGUCGCCGGAUAUCAACAAGGACCAGCCCCAAUCGCUGCCGUCUCUGUUCCAGUUGCUCCAGUUCCAAUCGCUGCACCAGUUGCCACUUACACUGAACAAGCUGUUGCUGCCCCAGUUGCCGUUGUUGAGCAACCACAAAUCAUCGAAGCUCCAGCCCCAGUCGCUGAAUACGGAGCUCAACAAACCGAACAAAUUGUUGAGACAUCAGCCACCGCUGUUGCCAGCCAAGACUACAGAAAGAAGGCCGCUAAGGUCUAG